Messenger RNA from Medicago truncatula (barrel medic), 888 nucleotides. Its product is annotated as F-box protein PP2-B10. The record is from RefSeq and is a predicted model, not a curated record. The transcript is spliced from 4 exons. Bases 79 to 633 code for a protein of 184 amino acids. Lineage: Eukaryota; Viridiplantae; Streptophyta; Magnoliopsida; Fabales; Fabaceae.
AUCCCCGGUACUACGCGUGUACGGACUAUUGUCGUUCAUAAAGACCAGGCUGGCAUCUUCAUCUUAGGAUACCUAAGGAUGUGUGGAUUUUUCAAAGGAGACAGUUCCGAGCAUCAAAAGCGAAAAAGAGAUAAAAAGAAAGAGUCUUGCAUGCUUUCUGCUAGAUCUCUCAGCAUUGCUUGGGGUGAUGAUAAGCGCUAUUGGAACUGGAUUAAUAUGCCUGACUCCAGGUUCCCUGAAGUUGCUCAACUUCUUAAAGUGUGGUGGCUUGAUAUUAGUGGGACGAUAAACACCCUUAGCUUGUCCCCAAAUACCCAGUAUGCGGCUUAUCUUGUGUUCAAGAUGAUUGAAGCCGAAGGAUUUCAGAACUGUCCUAUAGAGUUAUCAGUUGGUGUCGAAGGUGGCCAGAGUGGUACUAAAAUUGUCUGUUUGGAUCCAAAUGUGGAAGGUGGGCAGCAUAACAGAGCAGUAGGAUUGCAACGUCCUAGUGUGAGAAGCGAUGGGUGGUUGGAGAUUGAGAUGGGGGAGUUCAAUUCAGGCCUAGAAGAUGGAGACGUCCUGAUGAAUGUUAAGGAGACAAAUAAUUGGAAGAGUGGUCUCUUUGUUGAAGGAAUAGAAGUUAGGCCUAAGUAAGACCAUUAAGCAACAUUCCAUGAACUAUGCAAGGGGUCUUGCGUUUGGUGGCAGAACAUGUUUGAGAAUUUUCAACCUACUAUCUUACACAUAUUUUUGUUCCAAACUGUUUCUUCGUAAUAUAUAUAUCUAAUAGGUUUUAUUACUUGUCAACAUAUUGUGAUGCAAUACGAAUUUGCUGCCAUUUAUUGAUUUGGAACCCUCAACUCUGAACGUUGGAGACUGAAUUUUAUUCGAGUGAUUUAAAUUCUGGUA